Messenger RNA from Triticum aestivum (bread wheat), 1202 nucleotides. RefSeq names its product NADH-ubiquinone oxidoreductase chain 6-like. Gene Ontology annotation, molecular function: NADH dehydrogenase (ubiquinone) activity. Bases 305 to 1048 code for a protein of 247 amino acids. NCBI's taxonomy places the organism in Eukaryota, Viridiplantae, Streptophyta, Magnoliopsida, Poales, Poaceae. The transcript has a single exon. The record is from RefSeq and is a predicted model, not a curated record.
GUAAAGGGGGGGGGGGGUUUGGAGAUUCUUUCAAGAAUGCAUGGCUUCCUCCUAUUCCGCUUCAACAGAAGCCCUUAAAAUCCUGCUGCUAUGGCAGCAAGGGUUAUCCAUUUCAUAGGCGAGGGUGGGGGAGAAGCAAGCCGAACCUCUGAUCGACCCGGACACGUCAAAAAUUCUCGGCGCCGAGAGAAAGACGAGAUUCGGUAAGUAAUUCAGUGAGUGCUUUCUUUUAUAAGAAGAGCGUCGGCUUGGAAGAAGAAAAUGAAAUACGAACAACCGCGCUGGUUGUAAUAGAUCGACUUGAAUGCGUCUUCUUGCUCCAACAUUCAAGUUCCAUUUCAAGGGAGGACGACGUACCAUGAUACUUUCUGUUUUGUCGAGCCCUGCUUUGGUCUCUGGUUUGAUGGUUGUACGUGCUAAAAAUCCGGUACAUUCCGUUUUGUUUCCCAUCCUAGUCUUUUGCGACACUUUUGGUUUACUUAUUUUGUUAGGUCUCGACUUCUCCGCUAUGAUCUCCCCAGUAGUUCAUAUAGGAGCUAUUGCCGUUUCAUUCCUAUUCAUGGUUAUGAUGUUCAAUCUUCAAAUAGCGGAGAUUCACGAAGAAGUAUUGCGCUAUUUACCAGUGAGUGGUAUUAUUGGACUGAUCUUUUGGUGGGAAAUGUUCUUCAUUUUAGAUAAUGAAACCAUUCCAUUACUACCAACCCACAGAUAUACGACCUCUCUGAGAUAUACGGUUUAUGCCGGAAAGGUACGAAGUUGGACUAAUUUGGAAACAUUGUGCAAUUUACUUUAUACCUACUAUUCCGUAUGGUUUUUGGUUUCUAGUCUGAUUUUAUUAGUUGCUAUGAUUGGGGCUAUAGUACUUACUAUGCAUAGGACUACAAAGGUGAAAAGACAGGAUGUAUUCCGACGAAAUGCCUUGGAUUCUAGGAGCCAUAUAAUGAACAGGACUAUUUCUCCUUUUGGCCAUAGCCAUAGAAGAAGCUUCUCCUCCAGAGCGGGGGGACCGCCUGACAAUUACAAAGAAACCUUUAAAAUGUGGAUUUAGUGCUCAGAAUAUAAGGAUUUCCCUAGCUUAAAAUGCAAGAUAGACAGACUUCUUACAUUCCUUGAGCCUGGGGAGAUCCUAUUCAUGGUAAACACGUUCCCCCGGGACUUUCCUCUGCUCGAGAUCUUAGAACCCCAUGAUAUCCUAAAUAUAA